GUUUUUCAUCAUGAUAACGCUAGACCUUGUGAGGUCUAGCGUUAUCAUGAUGAAGAUGUGUGCAUCUUUAGCCACUCAGCAAAAAUUAAGAGAGCUUGACUGGGAGGUGUUAAUGCAUCCGCCGUAUAGUCCUGACCUUGCGCCUUUUGAUUUCCACCUGUUUUGGUCUCUUCAGAAUUCUUUAGGCAGUGUCAGAUUAACAUCAAGGGAGGACUGGCAAAACCACUUGACGCGGUUUUUUGAUCAGAAGCCUCAAAAUAUCUAUAGCAAUGGAAUCAUGUCGUUACAUCCAAAAAAGUUGUCGAACAAAAUGCACCUACAUACUUUAGUUCAAUGUAAAUAAAACUUCAUUAAAAAUGUUUAGAAUUUUUAUAUAAAAAAACUUUUCUCCCAACCUAAUAUAAUACUUGAAAUCUACAAUAAUGACAAAUACUUUUUUAUGAUAAAGAAAUAUACAACAUUUUACAAGUACCAUCACAUUUUACUUUAAAUAUUCAAAAGAGAGCGAAAUUGAAUUUAUGCGUGCGUCACAACGUAACGCAAGUAGGCAUAGUAGAUAAAUUGCGUUAUAUUUAAUUUAUUAAUUUCUGUCACCAAGGUGCUUCAUUUGAUUUAAAUAGAUAGGUUAUUUGCAUUGAACCCAAAUGAAUCUAAAUUAUCUUAAGGAAAAGCAACAGCAAACUUUCUAUGACGUAAAUCGGCUGUUAAUUGACGCAUUCAAUACUUAUGAAAUCGGUCCAGUAGUUUUUGGGUCUAUUCGUUAAAAAAGUUGUUUUUUUCCUCCUUAUAUUUGUACUAUAGGGUAAACUGUUAUAUAAAAUUUAUAAAAUGUUAAAUAACAUUUCCACCGUUUCAUAAAAAUUAAAUGAACUCCAUGUAAGACACAUUUUUCCUUCGAAAAUCCUGUACUUACACCUACAGUGUUAAGGAACAUUUCGCGUGUGCGUGAAUAACUAGAUAUUUUGUUUUUUUCAUCUCGAGGCUAAUAUAGGUACUUUGGUACCUACUUACUUAACUCUACAUAUUAUAAUAAUUUAAUAAGACUAUUUUAACCUUUAAGAUUAAUUUAAUAUCUUACGAAUAUAGGUAUUAGUAAGAUAUUAUAUUAUCAUAAAAGUUAAAGUAGUCUUAUGAACAAAGAAUAGCUAGUCAUCAUCAUCAAAUAUUGGACACGUAUUUUUCCUCUU
This is a messenger RNA of Chilo suppressalis (striped riceborer), 1187 nucleotides long. NCBI's taxonomy places the organism in Eukaryota, Metazoa, Arthropoda, Insecta, Lepidoptera, Crambidae. The record is from the annotation of a GenBank genome assembly.